Messenger RNA from Lathyrus sativus (Indian pea), 618 nucleotides. The record is from the annotation of a GenBank genome assembly. Lineage: Eukaryota; Viridiplantae; Streptophyta; Magnoliopsida; Fabales; Fabaceae.
AUGUCAUGGAUUUUCAAAACUAUUCUGAGGCAUAGAGACAUCAUGACAGACAUGGGAGAUUGGAACGAUAUGAAGGUGAAAUACUCUGUCGGCAAAGUCUAUCAAUACCUCAAAAUGGAUGAACAUGAUGUUAGAUGGAACCACAUGUUAUCAAAUUCUAUUGCUAGACCGAAAGCACUUUUUACUCUUUGGAUGGCGUGCCACCGUAGACUUGCGACAAAGAUGUGGCUCAAAAAGUUUGGAAUUACUACGGAUGACAGAUGUAAAUUCUGCAACAAAGAAGAAACGAUUGACCAUCUGUUUUUUCAAUGCCCCCCGUUUCAAAGCUGCUGGCAGGAAAUUCUGGGGUGGAUGAGAGUUCAACACACCCCUUGCGAUUGGCAUGAAGAGCUGAACUGGAUUAUGACUCAGUGCAAGGGUAAGGGCUGGAGGAAGUGCCUCCUGCGUAGUUCUAUAGCGGAGACUAUCUACGAAGUCUGGAAGUACCGUAACAACGCCGUCUUUGGCAAUACUGUGCAUACCAUGGAGAUUAGAGAUGUAGUUAUCUCUAUCCUUGUUAACAGAGGGUGGGUUAAUACUAGUUUGAGACGUCAUAUAGCUAACCUUCUUAUAGAUUAA